This is a messenger RNA of Hevea brasiliensis (rubber tree), 828 nucleotides long. Its product is annotated as extensin-like. The transcript has 2 exons. Lineage: Eukaryota; Viridiplantae; Streptophyta; Magnoliopsida; Malpighiales; Euphorbiaceae. The record is from RefSeq and is a predicted model, not a curated record. Bases 1 to 828 code for a protein of 275 amino acids.
AUGGCUUGUCAAACACCUAACCCUGUUGCUGAAACUCAUCUCCAGACCCCUUCUCCCUUUGAAAUUGUUAAUCUCACCUCUUCUCUUUCUUCUCCUCCCCCUGCACUUCCCUUGCAAAGGAGAUUUGGCGCGGAGUUUAACCAGAAGGAACAGGAAAUCAGAACGUUAAGAAAACAGUUAGCCCAAGUUGAAGCGGACCUGCGAAAGCCAACAGAGGCUCCUGUUUCUUACAGCCCAUUUUCCACUCUAAUGGCCCAUAAUCCUUUCCUUCCUACUCCUGAACCUGCAUAUUCCCCUUUCGGCCCUUUUAACUACUCAUAUGAACCACCUUCAACCACAUAUCACCCAUCUCCAUUGUUCAGACCUACUCCAACACCUACCAGAUAUGAGCCAAAAAGUCCAUCUUCUUCGGAAGAAUCCCAUCCACCUAAAAGAAAGAUUGAUAAGGGAAAGGACAAAAUGUAUCUUGAUCUUCCUCCUCAGCAUAUGGUGUCUAUACCCUCUGAACCAGAUGAUGACUCUUCUGAUAACUCGUCUGAUGAUAGUGAGGAUGGACAAAUGGAUAUCACGACAUUGCUUAUGGCUGAUCCUCAACCAACUACAUCUCAAACAGGCCCUUCUCCAACUACAGAUUCCACCAGUGGCACCACAGGUCCUCCCACUGGACCUCCUCAAACCCAAGACCCACAUGUGGAAAUGCCAGAAGAUGAUCCAAUCCUGGAUUUUAAUCUCCCAGGCGCCCCACAUCAAUCCAGGCCCAACUCAGGCCCAUGGUUCACUAGACGACAUUCCUCCCUCAAAAUAGAGAGAUCGUCUCGCAGAAUUUAA